Messenger RNA from Saccostrea echinata, 3409 nucleotides. Its product is annotated as Krueppel-like factor luna. Gene Ontology annotation, biological process: regulation of transcription by RNA polymerase II. The transcript has a single exon. Lineage: Eukaryota; Metazoa; Mollusca; Bivalvia; Ostreida; Ostreidae. The record is from RefSeq and is a predicted model, not a curated record. Gene Ontology annotation, molecular function: DNA-binding transcription factor activity, RNA polymerase II-specific; RNA polymerase II cis-regulatory region sequence-specific DNA binding. The coding region runs from base 473 to 1435 and encodes 320 amino acids.
UGGGGGGACUAAUUACUCUAUCCACCAAUCGGCGCUGAUAUUAAUAGGCCGUGCACAUAUAGCACUUAGGAUUCGUGUAAUAAGCAGUGAUAAGACAAUUAUUUUUCUUUCAUUCAUAAGACGUUGUACGUUUAGUUAGCUCUUAUACACUUACAAACCGGCAGUCUACCUAGUGUCAUUCAAUUUUUUUCCACGACUGACACGUUACCGGGCCUAACAGGUAUAUACAUCAUUAUUCAAGCAAACGACAAUAUUAUUUAUACUGCACACCACGUGGAGGAAAAAAUACCUACUUGUUAGCAGACGAUAUAUAGACAGAAGAAUACUAAAACAUUGAUUGGUGGCGUGAAAAUAAAAUUAAUAGAAUCACCCAAUGCUCGCGAACUGACAUCGAACUACAUGUACUUCACCGCGAGAUAGACAGAAGGAGGAAUAGAGCAUUGAUCCGGUGUGUUGUAAUAUAUUCGUAGCCAUGGAAGACUUUCUUCCGCUGUGCUCGAGCUUGGAGAGAGAGCAGUACACUCUACAGAGACUCAACUCAUCCGGCGAGGAAACGGACCCCGGAUAUAACGGAUACCGCAGUAGUAGUCCGUCUUCGUCCGUCUGGAGCUUGGAUAGUAUGGACGACGAAGUCUAUUUGGAAUACUUAUUUUCUCAAGGACUUGCGGACAGCAUUGAGAAACCUGACCCGGUAAGUCCCGAGAUUGUUAAUAACUGUAGCGCUAAAAUUUCGUCUUUCUGUGAUUCGUACUGCAAUCAGCUGUUUAGUAUAGACCAUUCAUCGUCUCCUGCUUCUUCGUUUGCUGGUCGUUCUACUAGGGAUGAAGUAUUUGAGGAGGAGUCCUCAAACUCUGAUUCUACUGACAGUGAAUUUGUGGUGUUAGGCGUGGGACUGCAAAGUCUAAUGCAUAACUAUUGUGCAAAGCCGAGCAACGAAAACAAUGUCAGUGAAUAUAAAAUAGAUUUACCCAAAAAUACUCAGUUUGUAGCUUACUCACGAGGGCACCACGUUAGCAUCACUAGGCAACCACUGUCUCAUUCGUCUGCAAACUCAUUACUUUCGCAUAAGAGUCUUUUGAAUACAAUUGCCUCAGCCGGAGCUGUUUCCAAGGCAACGAUUCCAAGACCAACCACUUCCACCCCAGCCAAAGAUCCUAAAGUGGACGAGAAAAUUUACCACUGUACUUACAACGGAUGCAACAAGGUGUACAGCAAAAGCUCGCACCUGAAAGCACAUUUGCGGCGACAUACGGGUGAAAAACCGUUCUCUUGCACAUGGCCCGGAUGCGGAUGGAGGUUUUCACGCUCGGAUGAACUUGCCCGGCAUAAACGAUCUCAUUCAGGCAUAAAACCGUAUCAGUGUAAGAUUUGUGAAAAACGAUUCUCUAGAUCCGACCAUCUAUCGAAACAUCUUAAAGUUCAUAGAAAAAGGUAAUAUUAGGUGGCCAAGAAAUCCGACAUCCUGCCAAAAAUUUAUAUAUAGUUACAUUUAUAUAACGUGUGUUCGAAUAGGAUAUGGUGCUAUCAUUUGGAGGCUGAGAAAUUUUGCCAGAAAAUGAAAUCCAGGGAGUAUGUGUUAGUAAGUGGUUCAUCACCCAAAACACUCAUGAAUAUUACAUUUCUUGCUUUUGGGGAACGAAAAUUCAUCAUCGUCAGUCUUAAAGGACUUCGAUCUUCUGAAAUAUGUAUGAAGUAAAUAUUCUUGAAAAAAUUGUAAAGACCUGUAUGGCGUGACCAAGUUUGAUCGAUGGGGAACUAGUAGAGAUAUUUAGAAGCCGGAGUUUAGAGCUAUCCUCUUAUACAAUUAAUCAAUAGGACUUCAUGUAUGAAUCUGUCUCCGACCAUCAUAUUAUGCAUGCUUACAGAAGAAAAAAAAACGAUACAGUGAUUACACGAGUAUAGCAUUGGUUUGGAUCCAAAUGUUUUUUUUCUUCUGAUUUUUAUGUUUUUUGUUCCUGUCGCAAUUCUGUUCGUAAUUGGAUCCAGUAAGAAAUUGAAAGGUUGUACACAUUUCAUUCCAUUUUCAUUUAAUGCACUCAUUCGCUUUCAUUAACAAGGGUAAAGGUCUAGAGUAAUUUACGUUUUAUUGUGUAUUAAAAACAGCUCUAAAAGCAGACACUGUGAUAGUGUAUAGCCGUUUGUUUUCUAGGCGCUUAAGCGUUUAGCCUCGGGGAACAUUCCAUAUAUUUGAAAGAUUCAAGUAUGUUGAUUAUUCCGAAACAACAAAGCUGUAUAUCCAUCUAUUAUCUUUACAAGUUAAUUUACACACGGUGCAAAAAAAAACAGUCCCCUAGUCUAUAAUAAAAUUCCCUUUUAUGCGUGAGAAAGUUAUAUAUUUUAUGUUUGAAUGAGUUCAGUCCUAUUUCGUAAUUUUCCACAUAUUUAAUCCAAUGCAUCACGUAUCAUGUUAAUGUGCUAUGUAAGACAUUUUGAGUGCUUGCAAGUGCGAAUUCAUGCAUAUUCAUUUUUUUUUGUUAAACACAUGCCGGGAGCUGUUGCAAAAUUCACUUAUAAGUAAUGUAGGAUAGUGCAGUGAGUAAAUGUUCAUGGACGAGAGAAAGAGUGAGAGAGCUCGAUGACUGAAUCAUAUUGCAUCAUUAUACGGCGGGCUGGUUUCCGUCGAUUCAUGUAGACCCCCUUAAAAUGUAAACAUAAUCCUUGAAGAGUCAAAGUCCUCUUAAUAUUUGUCCACAUCAUGCUCUUCAGUUUAACAACACAGUGGUGGAUCAAUGACGUGUCGAUGGGUGUAAUUUUUUUUUAGAUGCUCUAAACCCACCAUUAUUUAAACCUUCCUUGUUAUAGUUUUCGUUCUACAAAUAUUUGUCAGACUUAAACAGUAGUUAGUAAAUGUUCCCUGUACAAAUACUCUGAUAUCCUAUUUCACCUCACCUGACUUUAAUGUUACCGGGCUUUCUAGUAUUUGUUUACAACAGGUAUAACAAGUUUUCACGUUUUAACAUUUUUUAAAAAACUUACGGUAAUGGAAUUUCCCUAUAUUCGUAUAUAUUUAACAAAACAGGAUUUGUUGUUUUGGAUUUUGGAAUUUGGCAUCCGAUUUUUGCUGUAUGCCACGACUCUUACUAAUUUGGUUUUUCCAUUAUUUCACCAUGUGAUUUGCAUAACUUCGAAUAAUGACAAUAAAAAUUUUCGUCUGCGUUGACCGCAGGAAACAAAAAAUGAUCUUAAUUUGAUUUAUUAAACAUUCCAUGUUUAUUGUAAUUGUUUGUUUAUAUGCAUUAUAAAGUUAAGGUCAGGAUUAUUCCAUGUUAACCCCUGAAUGAUGUUUCGCUGUACUUAAUUAUAGUGGUGCUAGAAUGUUUAAACUUGUGUGAUUGUUACAAUGUUUAAUUCCAUUCUAUGUGAAUGUUUACUUAGUCUUUACACAAAUGAAUUCUUACUUGAUUUUAAA